Galleria mellonella (greater wax moth) is the source of this 2013-nucleotide messenger RNA. It is a transcript of the gene Ndc1, whose product is annotated as nucleoporin NDC1-like. Gene Ontology annotation, molecular function: protein-macromolecule adaptor activity. Lineage: Eukaryota; Metazoa; Arthropoda; Insecta; Lepidoptera; Pyralidae. The record is from RefSeq and is a predicted model, not a curated record. Gene Ontology annotation, biological process: nuclear pore organization. The transcript has a single exon. Bases 256 to 1944 code for a protein of 562 amino acids. Gene Ontology annotation, cellular component: nuclear pore transmembrane ring.
UUGCAAUGUCGGCGUUGCCGUAUUAUUUGUCACAUUUUGUUUGAAUUUUUGAACUUUUCCGUUAGCAAUUUCACGUAUAUAAUUUUGUGAAUAUAUUAGAACACUGUCUACAGUAAUGUAUUAUUGUGAAAUUCUGUAAAUAAUACUGAAAAAUACGUAAUAUCAGUGUUUUAAUCGUGUUUCAAACCAUUUAUAAAAUGGUAUUUUAACCUCAUUUUAAAUUUUACCCUAAGAUUUAACUUUUAUAAUCUUGUCAUGGAAGCUAAAAGUGAGAUUUUCUCACAAAGACUAAUAGUCGCCGUUUUGUGGAAUAUUGGAUUACAAACAUUACUUGCUAUACUAUUAAUAUCAAUUAUACAAGUCGACUUAAUUCAUCCGAUAUCAUGGAUCACAGCAGCGUUUUCUGAAAUCUUUGGUUGGAAGAUGGGCCUUAACAUUGUACUUCUGGGACUGGUUUCAUUUUUUCAAGCAUAUAUCUACGGCAAUUAUUUCAUGAUACCAUUACCUAAAUAUUUUACCCGGUUCUCUAUAUUUCUAAAUAUAUUUUCCUUACAAAAUGUUACUUUUAGCAUCCUGUAUGCUUUGAGUGGAUAUUUUACAAUGAGUCUUUACUCUUCAUUAGCGAAAAAUAAUUUUAAUACACUCAAAAAGAAAUGUGAUUAUUAUGAUGGACAAUGCCUCAUAGAACAAAGUUUAUUUCUACAAUUUGGUGGAAUGUGGAUUGGAUUAUACUACUUUUUGAAUUCACAUGUAUUUCGCCCAACAAUUCCUUUAUUUUCUCAUGUUUAUCAAGAUAAAUUGCAACAGAUUAAACUGGCUAUUAGUAACAUAUUAUCAACAGGUUUUAAGAAUUCUGCAAUGCCUGUUGCAUAUUAUUGUAUUUUUUAUAUUUUAUGGGGUAAUAAGCCAAGAGCUGUAGUAUCAGAUGUUUACAGUCUUUAUCUUGAAGAUCCACCUUUAGAUAAUAUAUUAAAUUUAUGUAGAUCGGGCAUUUGGAUUGGACUGUGGUUUUACACAAGCCUAUUUUUUGUUUCCGUGUAUACUAUGAAAACUGUCUUCAAUAUUGUACUUACAGAACCAAUGAAGUUUCCUAUUGAGUCUGAUAUCAGCUUGACUUUACAUAAUGCUUUAGCACAGAAAUCACAAUUUAAUGGUUACUUGGCUGCACAAGAUUUACGAAUAAUGUCAAUGUCUGACUCUGCACGGAGGUUGCAAAUCUUCACACUUUCUUUGCCUGGAGGCCAUCCCCGUAACUGGAGUAACUUGUUGGAGAAAUGUUUGGAUAUAAUCAAAGAUUUUACAAAAGAAAUAGAAUAUUUGAAUGGAGAUGGUAAACCAGUUGACAUUGAUACUACUGGUCAAAGAAAUUUUAUGAGUUUUAGCCCUAAAUCUACAUUGUAUACAAAUAAUUUAAGAAACAUGGCUCAAUCUCCUCAGUUGUUGGAAUUGAAAGAUCAUAAUAAAAACAUGGUUGACAAUACAUUUGCUACUACCGUUAAAGAAGAAUGUAGUACUAUGCUACAUAAAUUGUGUCAAAAACCUGGUAUAAAUUACUUUUUUGGUGAACUAACAGAUACAAAAUUAAAAUAUUUGUUGACACAGUCUCAACCUGUUAUGUGGACCUGUGAAGGCUUAGCUUUUGUUGUAGCAGCCUCAUUGAGAGAGGAUAAAUAUGGAGUAGUCCAGAAUGAUCUCCCUAAAAUUAUGACAAAUUUGAUUAAUCUCAAACAGAAUUUAGACAAACUGACGAAACCUGGUCUCAUACCCAGGAAGCAUGUUCUUAGUGAUGCUAUUGCGAUUAAACUUAGAAAUGCCCUGAUCUCAACAGUAAAGAGGUGCAUUUAUAAAAUAGUUUUGACUUUUUCUAAAUACAUACAUGAAAUUCCUUUAGAUCCUGAUAUUCAAAUUGCCAUACAGCCUUUUUUGUUGUGUAAAGAAGCGUGAUUGUGAUAUUAAUUAAGUACUUUCUUCUUUGGUUUUAAUGUUAUUGUAAUAAAAAGCUAUGAAUUCAAA